AUGCCAACAAAGGUUAAUCUCCGGGGAUCCGUUUCUAUUUACUCGUCUUCCUCCAUCCCCGCCCCCAACCCCACAGUGGGCUCCAGCUGCAGGGGGCCCCGGGGGACCAGGGGGCCCGGGCGCCCGGGAGAAGCGCGGCACCCCCGCGGGUGGGACUGGCCCCUGGCGCGGUCCCGGCCGCUGCCGCCAGCCUGGGUUGGGUCGCGAGUCUCCGGCGGCCGGGGCGGGGCGGGCGGCGUCCUGCUCUUCCGGCCGCGCUCUGACCUCCCCCUCUGGCGACAGUUGCGCGGGGCCCAGGCGUCGGCGGCGGCGUGGGGGCGGUGCUUGCCUCGGGCGUGGCUCUGCAGGGCCGGGCAGGGCUGCGGCAGGCACUACCGCGCCGCGCUGUGCGCCGAGUUGAAGCAGCCCCUGACCAUUGAGGAGGCGGUCUCCCGCCAUCUCCGGCCCCACGAGGUCAGAGUUGAUGUCCAUUUCUGUGGGGUUAACUUUGCUGAUAUUUUGGCCUGUCGUGAUCAGUAUCAGGAAAGGCCCCAACUUCCCUUCACACCUGGAAUGGAGUUUUCUGGGACAGUAUUGGAGACAGGCACAGAUGUCAGCACGGUGGAAGAGGGAGAUGGAGUUAUUGGCGUGAGUGGCUUUAAUGGUAUGGCUGAAGAAUGCAUCAUUGACCACAAGGCACUGUGGCAGAUUCCAGAAAGGGUCCCCCUCCGAGAAGCUGCUGCCCUGCCGGUAUCUUAUGGCACUGCUACUUUGGCCCUGGAGCGUCGGGCCCGUACCCAGCCUGGAGAAACUGUUUUAGUGACAGCAGCAGCUGGAGCCACAGGCCUUGCCGUGAUUGAAGUGGCAGCAAAUGUUCUUCAGGCCAAGCUAGACCCGCUGGGGUUCCGGAUUCCUGGAAAUGUGGAUCACGUUGCCAGUGAGUAUGGAGGGGCCAGUGUGAUGCUACAGCCGUGCAAGCUGGCGAUGCAGAGGGGUGCACAGUCCAUCGUGAGCUACGGUCAGGGCAGCCUGAAGGAAGCAGUAGGGAAGCUGGUGGGCAGUGGCGGGGUGAACGUGGUCAUUGAUACCGUGGAAGGAGAUAUCUUCCUGGAGGCUCUCCGCAGCCUGGCAUGGGAGGGCAGGAUUGUGGUGGUAGGUUUUGCUGGAGGAACCAUUGCUUCUGUGCUGGCCAAUCUUCUGCUCCUGAAGAAUAUCUCUGCCAUGGGGCUGUACUGGGGCCGAUACCAGGACCAGAACUUUCCCCUCUUCUCCAGAGGCCUGUCCUCAGCAAUUCAGUACUGCCAGGAAGGGUGCAUCCAGCCUUACAUUGGAGCGGUUUUUAAGCUGGAGGAAGUGAGACGCUCUUAA
This is a messenger RNA of Balaenoptera musculus (blue whale), 1347 nucleotides long. RefSeq names its product quinone oxidoreductase-like protein 2. Lineage: Eukaryota; Metazoa; Chordata; Mammalia; Artiodactyla; Balaenopteridae. The coding region runs from base 1 to 1347 and encodes 448 amino acids. Gene Ontology annotation, molecular function: oxidoreductase activity. The transcript has 10 exons. The record is from RefSeq and is a predicted model, not a curated record. Gene Ontology annotation, cellular component: mitochondrion.